This is a messenger RNA of Entrophospora candida, 651 nucleotides long. The record is from the annotation of a GenBank genome assembly. Lineage: Eukaryota; Fungi; Glomeromycota; Glomeromycetes; Entrophosporales; Entrophosporaceae.
AUGGAUAAGGAAAAAGAAAACCAUGUUUCUGAUCAAGAAAUAGCCCGACUUUUUAGAGUCUAUACUACUGUACAUCAAAUGGUGUUAGAUCGUGGAUACCUUGUCACUGAGGAAAUUUGUGAAGAUGUUGAAUCUUUUAAAUUAAAAUGUCUUAGAGAUGGCAUAAUAAAGGAGGCAAUGAUGUUUCAAGUGCAAAAGUCUGACAAUCCCAAUGAUCAAAUGCUUAUUGUGUUUCCUGAAGACAGGCCAGUUGGUGUAAAAUAUUUAAAAGUAAUGAUGGAUGCAAAAAUCACUAAAGGAAUUGUAAUUUAUCCUACAACUCUUACAGCAGCAGCAAAUAAAGCAAUCCAAUUAAUAAAUUCCAAAGAAACCAAACAUUAUGAAAUGGAAGCAUUUUCUGAAGCUGACUGUAUGGUUAACAUUACUCGUCAUCAAUUGGUUCCUAAUCAUAUUGUAUUGACUGAUGAAGAAAAAAAGUCAUUACUUCGUAAAUAUCGAUUAAAAGAAACUCAAUUACCACGUAUUCAAAUGACUGAUCCCGUUGCCAAAUAUUAUGGAUUAAAAAGAGGACAGGUUGUUAAAAUAAUGAGACCUAGUGAAACUAGCGGUAGUAAUAAAAACUACUUGGGCGAAUUCAUAGUCUUUCAAUAG